Molecule: messenger RNA, 4451 nt
Organism: Cavia porcellus (domestic guinea pig)
Lineage: Eukaryota; Metazoa; Chordata; Mammalia; Rodentia; Caviidae
Gene: Lgi1
Product: leucine rich glioma inactivated 1
Exons: 8
Coding region: 384-2033 (549 amino acids)
Molecular function (GO): protein binding
Source: RefSeq, a predicted model, not a curated record
GUAACAAUUAAAGGGCCUCCCGGUGAAAGCAGAAAGCUGUUUAUUUUCUGUUACAUCACUUCACUUUGCCUUCGAAGACUGGUCUGCGCUCAGUGUUUUCUGGUGAUGCAAGUCAGCUCUCUUCCCCUAGCAGUUGGAUCGCUCCCAUCUCACAGCACCUCACAGGUCUCUCCCUCGGAGCCGCGCACUGCUGGAGCGAGGAGCCGCUCACGAAUCAGCUGCAGGUCCCUGUUUUGAAAAGCAGAGAUACAGAGGCAGAGGAAAAGGGUGGACUUCUAUGUGACCUCUUCUGAAAGCAAGACAACCACCAUCCGAAUUCCAGAAGCCCUGUUCAUGUGUGGGGAUAUUUUUUCGACUACACAGAAUCAAAAAGAAGCAAAAGGAUGGGAAAUGCCUGCAUCCCCCUGAAAAGAAUUGCUUAUUGCCUGUGUCUCUUAUCUGCGCUUGUGCUGACUGAGGGGAAGAAACCAGCGAAGCCAAAAUGCCCUGCUGUGUGUACUUGUACCAAAGAUAACGCUUUAUGUGAGAAUGCCAGAUCCAUUCCACGCACCGUUCCUCCUGAUGUUAUCUCACUAUCCUUUGUGAGAUCUGGUUUUACUGAAAUCUCAGAAGGGAGUUUUUUAUUCACACCAUCGCUGCAGCUCUUGUUAUUCACAUCAAACUCCUUUGAUGUGAUCAGUGAUGAUGCCUUUAUUGGUCUUCCACAUCUAGAGUAUCUAUUCAUAGAAAACAACAACAUCAAGUCCAUUUCAAGACAUACUUUCCGGGGACUAAAGUCUUUAAUUCAUCUGAGCCUCGCAAACAACAAUCUCCAGACACUCCCAAAAGAUAUUUUCAAAGGCCUGGAUUCUUUAACAAAUGUGGACCUGAGAGGAAAUGCAUUUAAUUGUGACUGUAAGUUGAAAUGGCUGGUGGAAUGGCUCAGCCAUACCAAUGCAACUGUCGAAGACAUCUACUGUGAAGGCCCCCCAGAAUACAAGAAGCGCAAAAUCAAUAGUCUUUCCUCCAAGGAUUUUGAUUGCAUCAUUACAGAAUUUGCAAAGUCUCAAGACCUGCCUUACCAGUCACUAUCCAUAGAUACUUUUUCUUAUAUGAACGAUGAGUACGUUGUCAUUGCUCAACCUUUUACUGGAAAAUGCAUUUUCCUUGAAUGGGACCAUGUAGAAAAGACUUUCCGGAAUUAUGACAACAUUACAGGCACAUCCACUGUAGUGUGCAAGCCUAUAGUCAUUGAAACUCAGCUGUAUGUUAUUGUGGCCCAGCUGUUUGGUGGCUCUCAUAUCUAUAAGCGAGAUGGUUUUGCAAACAAAUUCAUAAAAAUCCAGGAUAUUGAAAUUCUCAAAAUCCGAAAACCCAACGACAUAGAAACAUUCAAGAUUGAAAACAACUGGUACUUUGUUGUUGCUGAUAGUUCAAAAGCUGGUUUUACUACCAUUUAUAAAUGGAACGGAAAUGGAUUCUACUCCCAUCAAUCCUUACAUGCCUGGUACAGGGACACUGAUGUGGAAUAUUUAGAAAUAGCCAGAACACCUCUGACACUUAGAACGCCUCAUUUAAUCCUGUCCAGUAGUUCCCAGCGUCCUGUAAUUUACCAGUGGAACAAAGCAACACAAUUAUUCACUAACCAAACUGAUAUUCCUAACAUGGAAGAUGUCUAUGCAGUAAAGCACUUCUCAGUGAAAGGUGAUGUAUACAUUUGCUUGACAAGAUUCAUUGGUGAUUCCAAAGUCAUGAAAUGGGGAGGCUCCUCAUUCCAGGAUAUUCAGAGGAUGCCAUCGCGAGGAUCUAUGGUGUUCCAGCCACUUCAGAUAAAUAAUUACCAAUAUGCAAUUCUUGGAAGUGAUUACUCCUUUACUCAAGUGUAUAACUGGGAUGCAGAGAAAGCCAAAUUUGUGAAAUUUCAGGAAUUAAAUGUUCAGGCACCAAGAUCAUUCACACAUGUGUCCAUUAAUAAGCGUAAUUUUCUUUUUGCUUCCAGUUUUAAGGGAAACACACAGAUUUACAAACAUGUGAUAGUUGACUUAAGCGCAUGAGACACCAAAUCCUGUGGCUGCUACCAGAAACUUUCUACAAUACAUGACCUGGAUGAACUCAAUGCAUGAUGACUCUUCUUAUCACAUUUGCAAAUGAAUGCCUUUUAAACAUUGAGACUGCUAGAACCAAGCACUACCAGUACGCCAACCCUAACUGUCUAAUUCAGUGAUGUGGGAAGUUAUCUUUUAUAGGACAGAUUUAAUUGUGUAACUGUUCUUUGCAGUGAAGAUGUAUAAAUAAGUGUUUAAUGGUAUCUGUUACUCCAAAAAGAAAUAUUAAUAUGUAAUUUUCCAUUUAUUUAUUCAUGUGUUCAGAAACAACUGCCAAAUAAAAUGUUUACAUUUUCUUUCAUAUCCCAAAGGUAAUUAUUUUACAGGAGGUGUUUAUUCUUCUUGAUGGUAUGUUAAGGAAAUAGUUUUAUAAAAUAAGAUUAUAUUUGGAUCAAGAAUUUAUGGUGUGAAUAAUGAGUAAAGAUAAAACACUGAGAUUGAUUACCCCUUAAUUUUCUAUGUCUGUGUCAGCUGAUUUGGAACAUUCAGAGGUAUUUCCAGAGGUCAUAGAUUUUAGGGACACUCUGAAGUAAAAUUUUGACAAAUAAAAACAAGAGUACAGAAAUUUUGCCUGUUACAGAAAGCCUAGUUUGAAAUAAAUGUGGAAAUCGAUCAUCCUUUCUUGUUUGAGAGCUCAGGCUUAACUACAUCAUUCAGACAAUGUAUAGAAAAAUUAAACAUUAAUAUUUAGGAUUUGAAAAUCCCUAUUCAGGGACUAAAUGUCUGACUAGCAUCGUCUGGCAGCAUAUAGAAAUUGUAACUUUACAGCACCUGCCUCAAAUCUACCUAUUCGAAGGCCUCUGGUCUGAUCAAGCGUGCUGCACUUUUAGAUACUGAUUUUGAUCUUACUGACUGCUGCACAGUAUUCAGAAGGCUCAUCUUGAGUUUUCUGGAUUUCUGUUUCUAGAUCGUGGGGUCCUUGGCACCUGGCACAAUGCCUGUGCUGUAUCAGGCUCUCAGAAGAAGCAUAUGAGCCCUUCUCUCACACUGAACGUGUGAGGCCUUGUCAGUCAGUACUUACUGGAUACUUAUUAAGAAUGACAAGGGGAGUACUGAAGAAGGGCAGGGCCUGAUCCUUGCCCUCUGAGGUCUUAAGAGAAGAACUGGAUUAAAAUACAAAAUCUAGCAGAGUAAGCAUCAAGUGCCAGAAAUCAUGUGAACAUUUCAGAUUAUAAGUAACACGGGAGUAUCAAGUACAACUUCCAGGACAUUGUCAUCUUCACUGAAAUUUAAAGGAAAAGUAUGAUUUCUAUAGAGGAUCAUGGCAGAGAAGAUAUUCCUGGCAGAAAUGAGUUGCAUGUGCUGACUUUAUGGAGGGGGAUCAGAGUUUGCUCCUACUCACCGUCUACCAGACUGUUUUGCCAGAUACUCUGGGUAAAGGAAGGCAGGCCACAGCCUCUCCGCCCAACCCAGAUCUGGCAGGCCAAAUCAUCAAAGGCACAGACAAUAUUUACACAGCCUCCUGGCAGCACACCCUGGGGAGUUAUGAGAACAAGAACCAGAUUUCUUUAUCCAUACAGAAAAGCUGUGAGGUUUGGCAUCAGGGUUACAGAAGAAAAGAACACUUACUCACUGCUGAGCUACACCUAGGAAGAACUAACCUUGAAAUUUCUCUUACUGUUGGCUCAGUUCUCUGUUUCUGUGAACAGAAUCAUACGCUGUUGGAGAACACCCAUUUGGUACAGACUGGAUUUAAAUCCAGCUGUGCCAUGCAUUGGCUUUGCCAUCAGCAAGUGACUUCACUAAGCUGAGCCUGUACUUCAUUUGUAAAGCGGGGCAAUAAUGCAUUCAAGAGUAAGGGGAGGAGUAAAUGAGGAGGCACAUGUGCCGCACGUUGUAUUUUCCACAUGUGGUCACUUCCAUUUCUCCCCAUCCCCUGUGCUCUGUAACUCUUGCCCCACCUCAUCAAGAGGUGGCACCUAAGUCACUUGUUCUAUCCAGGUGGUUUGUUACUCACUUGUAACCCAUAGAAUGUAAUGGAAAUCAUGCAGUUUGAAUUCUGAGGCUGUCUUAAAAAUGGUAAAGCAUCUGCUUUAUAAAUUUGGACACUGUACAUGGACCUUUUAACAGCUAUGUAGGAAGUUAUACUAGCCUGGGGCUACCAUCCUGUCCUGAAGCCCAGGGCCAAUGAAGAAAUCACAUGUUGGUGCUUUAGCCAAGUCUCACAAACAGCCAUCACCAACUUCUAGUCCUGGAAGUGAAGAUGCUUCCGUGGUUCCAUCUCCUGCUGUCAAGUUACAACCAGACAUCAGCCCUUCCCAAGUGAAGCCACAGACAUUAUGGAGCAGAGAAAAUCCAUCCCCAUGAUGCCCUGUCCAACUUCUUAACCCCUAUACUCUAAGAGCAUAAUAAAAUGUUUGCUUUAAA